Messenger RNA from Rubroshorea leprosula, 633 nucleotides. NCBI's taxonomy places the organism in Eukaryota, Viridiplantae, Streptophyta, Magnoliopsida, Malvales, Dipterocarpaceae. The record is from the annotation of a GenBank genome assembly.
AAAAAAUCAUACAGUCUGUAGAUUUUGAGUAAAUAGAUAAACUGUUUGCUACAACUUGUGUAGGUGUCAGCGGUGAAUUUCACCUGAAAUUAAAUAGCAACAUUAAAGGUAAUGACACUGAUAUUUGGAUUUCCAGUUGCAGUAGUCAAGGGUAUUGGAGUGCAAAUGGCUGUAAGAGUAGCGGUGGUAGUUUUGCUUAAGUCGGUUGAAGGGGUUUUGUUGGCCAUGGUGUCUAGUUUCCAACUUUCCAUCAUUUUUCCAGCCAUAUUGACAAAGAAGAUACCACAGGGUAGCACCGUAGCAGAUCGAGCAACAGAUCGCUUCUCCUUCGCAUCUCCAGAUCCAUCAGUAGAUCAGCUUCUCCAUCGCAUCUCCAGAUCGGAAAGCAGAGGGCAGCAGAUCAGAUCAGCCUUCAUCAGUUCAUCGCUUCUCCAAAUUGGGUAGUAGAUCGGUAGCCAGAGCAUCACCUCCACCGUGCCUUCAUCCACCAGCCUUCACCAUUGAUUUCAACUAAAAUCUCCUUACCUUUCUCAGUUGAUUUUUGAAGCCAAGGUGCUUCUACAUUACAGUUCAAUAUUUUUCUUGAUUUUGGUUAUCAAUUUAUCAAUUGCUAAAUAAUUUUGUGAAGAAUUU